Drosophila serrata is the source of this 453-nucleotide messenger RNA. RefSeq lists its product as uncharacterized. NCBI's taxonomy places the organism in Eukaryota, Metazoa, Arthropoda, Insecta, Diptera, Drosophilidae. The record is from RefSeq and is a predicted model, not a curated record.
ACUUUUUAUUCAAAAUUUCCCUUAGUUUUAAUUGUACAAAAUUGUUAGCAGAUAUAAAAAAAUAUAUAAAAUUAGCAAAAUUCAGCAAUGCCUUACGACAACUCGACAUUUGGAUAUGGCUUUUACUAUGGAACGACGACGCCGGAACCACCACUUACACUGAAAAUGUGGGGACUUUUGUUCAUAUUCGGUGUGAUCGUCGUGAUGACACUCCUGUGCAUCGGCUGUAUAAUCCUUCUCGUCCUGUUCGGCUGUGUGAACUCCUUCCUGUGCAUUCACUGUCGCCGGUGUCGCGAUGAGACAACUGAGGCCUAGCUCUGUGUACUUUGGGACAACAAAAAGAAAAUAUGUUUUUAUAAGGACAAAGUCAAUGGAUGUAAAACUCUAAAAAGCCUUUUGGUAUUUGUAUGAAAUGCAUAUAGUUAAAAGUAAACUUAUCCCUGGAUUAUUGGA